GGCUGGCGGGAGGGGUGGCCUGGGGCGGUGCGUGGCGCGCGGUGAGUGCGUGGUGGGGUCGGGGGGACCCGGCAGCCGCAGGGCCGCAAACCCGCCCUUGUCCCUGUCACUCGGGCCUCUCGCUGCCUGUGUCUGCUGUUCAAUCCCCGGUGCUGCCCCCCCAGCGCUGUGCGGAGCCGAAGAGCAGCCCGUCCCCUCUUCUCCCUGCCCAGGUUUCUGCAGCGUGCGCCUGGCAGGAGCGGUUGGGCCGCAAGGACCCUCCUGGCCCCCGCCAUGGUGCCCGAGAAGGACGUGGAGGCCGUUGGCAGGACGCUGGUGGACGCCGCGCAGCCCCUGGCGGCUCGCUUCCGAGCCCUCUUCACCCUGCGCAACGUAGGGGGUCGCGCAGCCGUCGACUGGAUCAGCCGGGGCUUCGGGGACGAGUCUGCUCUCCUGAAACAUGAGCUGGCCUACUGCCUGGGACAGAUGCAGGACGAGCACGCCAUCCCCGUCCUGAUCCAGGUGCUGAAGGACACCAGCCAGGAGCCCAUGGUCAGGCACGAAGCAGGUGAAGCCUUGGGAGCUAUUGGAAAUCCCGAUGUGCUGGAUGUUCUGAAACAUUAUUCUGAAGACCCAGUUGUCGAGGUAGCAGAGACGUGCCAGCUUGCAGUUAAGAGGCUUGAAUGGCUGCAGAAGAACAAGGAAGUGCCAGGCACCAAUCCCUACCUGUCUGUGGACCCUGCUCCCCCUGCUGAGGAGGAGGACAUUGCCAAGCUGCGAAACACCCUCCUGGAUGAGUCGUGCCCACUGUUCGAUCGCUAUCGGGCCAUGUUUGCCCUGAGGAACAUGGGGGGCGAGGCUGCUGUGCUGGCACUGGCAGAUGGCCUGAAGUGCAGCAGCGCCCUCUUCCGACAUGAGAUCGGCUACGUCCUAGGGCAAAUGCAGCAUGAAGCCUGUGUCCCCCAGCUGACCGCAGCACUGGAAAGAGUAGAGGAGAACCCCAUGGUGCGUCAUGAGUGUGCUGAGGCACUGGGCUCCAUCGCCCAAGCAUCCUGCCUGGAGACCCUGCAGACUUACUCCCAGGACAAGGAGCAGGUGGUGCGGGAGAGCUGUGAGGUGGCUCUGGACAUGUACAACUAUGAGAACAGCACAGAGUUCCAGUAUGCGGAUGGGCUAAGCAAGCUUCAGGCCUCCAGCUAAGCAGGGGCUUCUGCCUCUGUGGGUGUGCAUGCCUGCAGAAGGCAGUGGCUGGAAUGGGUAAACCCAGGGCCUGGUUUCACCCUUCCCUGCACAGCCAUUUACACCACAGAAAACUGGGUGUGAUGCCAGAUUCAGCUGGUCACUCUGCCCUGUGUAAAUAAUGGCAGCACAUGGUGCAGAGCAGUGGAGUUCCAGGCUUCAGCCACUAUUGCUAACUUGUUAUAGCUUGCUUGUUUUAGUCUAAGGGAUGGGCCAGGCUCCAGAUCCGAGCCCUGGGGUGCCAGGGUUCUGGACAGAGCUUCAGCCCACUAGCACCUGGUAGAGUAGCAUACUACUCUGUAGUAGCUCAGUAUACGGACAAGGCAAGAGCUCCAGGCAGGGCAUGGAUCGAUCCUGUGCUUGUUUCAAGGGGAUGCUGCUCGUUGAAAGUGCUGGCUUCUUGUGUGUCACGGGAGUUGUUCCAGGGGUCUGUUCUUUGCCUCAAGGUUGUCUGGAACUCUACGCCAUCAAGGAUUCAUCCUUACAGAGUUCCAUUUUCUUUGGCUGUUCUCUGGCCUCCAGCUUUGCUGCUAUUAUGUACUUGGUGUGUCAGGUAAAGCUCAGCUGCAAGGCUGCCCCCUCCUCCACCCCCACUCCAUGGGCCUUUCUGGAGGUAAUGUAUUUCUCUCUGUGCCUUGGUGCCAUGGGCCUGGCAGGAGGCUAGCUCUCUUUCAUAGCAGUUGCUGCAGUGGCUUAGUAGAGAAUGCUUUGUGGCUACUCCAGUGACACUCCUGCCCUAAUAGACUUGGUGCCACUGAGCAGGCCUGUGUCUCUGGAUCCCUCCUAUGCCAUGAACCUGUUCUUCCUGAGUUGUCCUGGUGCCUUGCAGACUCAGUUCUGUCCUCUUGGGAACUCAUGUUGCCCUUCAGUGAUCCUGUUUCCUGGAACCAUGGCCUGAGUUUUUCGUUCUGUAAGGAGCUGUGCACAGGCAGCAGUGGGGGUCGCUGCAGUUCCCAAGCUCCUGCAAACAGCAGCUGGGGAUUAUAUCCCCCAGGAAAGGCCAGUCCCUUCCAGGGGUGCCUGGCUACAGUACCUCUGAGUUUAAAUUAAUAUUAGAGGGAAUUGCUGCAGUCUCUGUUUGGGCCCGGGCUGGAGGCUACCACUGCCUCAUGUUAACUAUACCCCUGUGAAGCCCUCUGGAUUCAUGUUAGAAUUGGUGACUAGGAGCAGGAGUCGUCAUCUCUGCCUGCUGUCUGCAAAACCCUGCCAUUUGCAGGGGGUUGGCAGUGCCCUUCACAGCUCUGUCAUCUUGGGUUGGGUGUGGCAAAGAGGGAGAUGCCAGACAGCUGUCUUGAGGUGUUUUGUUGGCUAAGGCUCUUAGAGCAGCUGUGUAGAGCAGAUAGCAUUCCUAGGGGCACUUGUGAACAAACCAAAAGCUUGUUUUUGAUGAGAUGUGGGAACAUGCUGCAGGGGAAUAAAUGGCAUUAUAACA
Messenger RNA from Alligator sinensis (Chinese alligator), 2650 nucleotides. RefSeq names its product deoxyhypusine hydroxylase (gene DOHH). Lineage: Eukaryota; Metazoa; Chordata; Crocodylia; Alligatoridae. The transcript is spliced from 4 exons. Gene Ontology annotation, molecular function: deoxyhypusine monooxygenase activity. The coding region runs from base 274 to 1179 and encodes 301 amino acids. The record is from RefSeq and is a predicted model, not a curated record. Gene Ontology annotation, biological process: peptidyl-hypusine biosynthetic process.